ACAACUAUUACCACGGUGGAUUCGUCAAGUAAUUAGGAUUGACCGCUCCUGGAGAUAUUUCUCUUGCUCCACCAGCUUUCAUAUAUCUCCACAACCUUUCUCCCCUCGACGAGACUUCUCGGUCCUGCUUCACACUACGAGCCACUAUCAGUCGGCUAACAUAGGAACCUUGGUUUCAAGAUAGAACAGCAAAAAUGCUUUUCUACAACCCCACCGGCAUGAAAGCCGAUUACAACAAGACCGACGCGAAGCCAACGGGCUACGUCCCGCUUCAUAAGCGACCCCGCGAUACUCUGGCCGCCGCACGUGCCCGUGCCGAAGUUAUGUCUCGUCAAGGCCGUACUUCUCCAUUGUCUCGACUCUCCGUUGAGUCGAUUCAAAGAGACUUCGAAGAGCUGGCCGGUAAGCCAGCUGUCCAAGCUCCAGCCCCAGCCUCGGUUCCUGAGCAAAGCGCCGAUGGGGAAGAUCAGCGGCCGGGGCGUUUGGCCACAUCUACGGCUCCUCAGCCUACACCUGAGGAAACCAUUCUUCGUCGUCAACCAUGGACGACAUUGGCUACUCGUCGGCGUCAACAGACCGACGGGCCUACAUUCACCACUUCCUCAGUGGUGGUGGAGCCGAUCCUCGGUGCUGCUGUUGCCGACAAGCAGCAGUUUAAGCACACCGAGCGAGAGGCCUCGGAAGGCACUAUCUCCCCUAUCCGACCAGUCCUCCACGAGAUAACGGCCAAGCUGCAGGAAAGUAUCCAGCAGCGCGACGAGUACACCGGACCGACGGUGAUCCAAGUAAACCCGCCGCUGCAGACAAUCCUCGCCGCCCCCACCGCGCCCGACCAGUCCAUGCUCAGCGUAGCGAGCAUCAUCGUCGGCUCGCUCGUCGCGUGCGUCAUCGUCACCUCGCUGGUCUUCCUGUGCUGGGCCGGCCGCCUAUAUAAGCAGCGCAAGGCCAAGAAGGCCGAGGAGGAGGAGAAGAAGAAGAAGGAGGAGGCAGGUGGGGGCGGCGCCGGCGCCCAGGCCGCGACGCAGCCGGGACACCCUGCCGCCGCUUCCUCGGCGGCACACGCGCACGGCAUGGCCGGCGCCGGUGGCGCGGGGACGAGGGGUACGAGGGGCGGCGCGCGCGGCGCCACGGGGGCUACGGGGACCCCUGCCCCGGCGUCCAGCGGGGGUGCGGGGAGCCCGUCGAUGGGUGGCGGGGGACAUAGCUGAGCGCCACGGCUGUGGUGCGGACAAGGCGGAUCUCCACAGGUGGUGGAGGGAGAUGGGGAAAGGGGGAGAAGAUUGGGGGGGGGUAAUUUUCCUUUUUUUUUUUCCUUUAUUUUCCUUGUGUUUGCGAUGAUUUAUGAUACGGUGGAAAACAGCGGUGGCCGGAAAAACGUCAAGCGGGCAUAUGGGAGGUCGAGACCGCUGGAUAAAAGAUGGGGAGGGUUGAUAUGGUGUUCGGAGUAUUUCAUGGGAUUUCAAAAUAUUUCAAAAAUACUGUUUCGGGGUAUUCGGGUUUCGGAGUGAAGGCGUUUGCGGUGUCUUUACUAUAUCACUGCGAGGUUCUGUAUGGGAGUGGUAUCCAUGUGGUCUGAGACUAUUCAGACUUGAUUACCUCUUACCUAGUUGUCUACCUGUCUAGAGACACAUAC
Messenger RNA from Annulohypoxylon truncatum, 1633 nucleotides. RefSeq lists its product as uncharacterized. NCBI's taxonomy places the organism in Eukaryota, Fungi, Ascomycota, Sordariomycetes, Xylariales, Hypoxylaceae. The record is from RefSeq and is a predicted model, not a curated record. The transcript has a single exon. The coding region runs from base 195 to 1208 and encodes 337 amino acids.